This is a messenger RNA of Melampsora larici-populina 98AG31, 1851 nucleotides long. RefSeq lists its product as uncharacterized. NCBI's taxonomy places the organism in Eukaryota, Fungi, Basidiomycota, Pucciniomycetes, Pucciniales, Melampsoraceae. The transcript has 4 exons. Bases 1 to 1851 code for a protein of 616 amino acids. The record is from RefSeq and is a predicted model, not a curated record.
AUGUCGACAGAUAACAUCAACAACCCUGUAAUAACAGACGCCUCCACAGGAAAUACGUCUAACACGGAAAGGUUCACUCAGAUGUUGAGAAGGUCAAGUGCGAGAUUAAGAGCGACAUCCGUCCCAGCAUUAGAUUAUGAACAGACGGUGAAUCCCCCAUUGGAACCCAAACAGCCGCCUGCCGAUGAGGGGGCUCCGCCUACUGCGACGAGCAGUCAACGAGGUGGGAACCGAGGAAGAGGUCGUCGAGCUGCUAGAGGAUCGACUAGACCUACUGCCGAGAACAGGAGCCAAGGGGGUGGAACCCCGUCGGUAACACUCACGGUGCCGGGCGCCAACACGAACGGAAAUGCGACUUCUGGAGCGCCUCUGGCAUCUAGUCUUCAACCAGGAAAUGGUGUGUUGGCAAUCAGUCAAGUGGGCUUGGGUGCAACCCAAGGGUCGAAUCGUACCUCUGUCAUCCACCCGGCAGGCUCAAACUCGGCAGGGUUAAUCGCGGAAGAGAACGUUGGAGGCAAUACAAACGUCAAUAAAUCCCCUCCGCGCAGAAACACGACGUCUGCCGUGGUUAGCCCACCGAAGGGCAUGCACUCUUGGCUGAUCGCCAAUGGAUUGUCAAUAAUCAACGCUUCAGGCUCCGUGACACCUAAUGGAUUUACAACAGGACUUGGAUGCCUACCUAAGACUCCUGCCACUGCCAACCCGACUCCCAAGAAAGCUCCUUGUUUUGACUUAACCAACGAUACCGACGAUGCUACUCCAUCUUCGAAAGAAACUGAUAUGUCGAAGUCCACUACCAAAUCGAAACCAGAAGUCAGUGCCAAGGGCAUAGAAAACACUGGUCUUGUCAGUUUAUCAAAACAUUGGCACGACAAGCUCUCACCACUAGUAGGAUAUGUACCAUUAUCUAUCUUCAACAUCAAUUGGUUAAAAUUGGACCUGCUUAGGACUACUUCUCGUCCACGAACCUCGAAAGAUAAGGAUGACAAGUAUGUCGGCAUGGAAGUUCCCGAGGAGUGGAAGAUGUCCUUCGGAGAAUGGGUGACUGCUUUCGAUCUCUUCGUGGCCUAUCUGGUGCAUUACGAACAUGUCGGCCUAGCUAAGCGUUUCAAAGUUCAUAAGGAGAAUGUAUUCGCCAUUAUGAGAGAAAGGAGGAGUUGGCCGAUGGCUUUUCGGUACGAUAUGGCAAUACGGACAACAGUGCUUACGAUUCGGAACUCUGACGGCAAAUUAGCGGCUCCCGGAGACCAAAACAAAACGAUUGAGAGAGAUGCCCGUCUAGAGACAGAGCGUUUGGGCAACUUCGACCCCAGAUUCGCAGACUGUAAUCCUUAUGCAGAAGGCCAAGUCAAGUCCCACAUUAACCCGAUCAGCGGUGAACGGAUGCGUCACAACGAGAACACCUUUGGACCUACCAGGAAUGACCAUUUGAUGAGUUCUACUUACGGGAAGCCGAAUGCGAGAUCUUGGGCCUUUGCGAAUCAAGUGGUUUAUGACGGCCCAGGCGGCGUGAGCUUCAAUGACGCUGAAGAUAGAGGACAUGGUAGUCGUAGGAACCGUGGACGUGGUAGAGGUGGUCGCUGGAAUGGCGGUGGUGGUCAUGAAGCUUCACCUAGGGGUAGGCGAGGAAAUGACAAUUAUGACGAGAGAAGAGCUGAUGGAGGCGGUUCAUGGAAACGUGAGGAUAGGCGCGAUGACCGCCGAGGCGAUGAGCGCGGGCCUGUGGGUCCUAAGUUUGGCGGCCAAGGGAAGGAAAAAGAGUUAUCAUACAAUUGGGCCGUAUACCCUACGCUUUGGUUGUCCGAGGCGUGCAAUGUUCCUGUCGCAUACAACUUGACUGCUCCUGUCUAG